Molecule: messenger RNA, 698 nt
Organism: Liolophura sinensis
Lineage: Eukaryota; Metazoa; Mollusca; Polyplacophora; Chitonida; Chitonidae
Exons: 3
Coding region: 15-698 (227 amino acids)
Source: RefSeq, a predicted model, not a curated record
UCUACAACUGCAGUAUGGGUUUCCAACGUCGCCCUAGACUUGGUUUGCAGCUUCUAGACGAAUGUCCUUAUCCCCAACUCUUCAACAGCGAAACUUCGAAAUGUGAAGACUUCGUCAAUGUCACAUGUGGGACAAGAAAAGAACCCAAAGCGCCGUGUGAAUACAGGAAAAGACAAUGCCAGGUUGCCCACUGCAGACCGUGUUGGGCUGUAACGCCUUCCUGUGUCAAUGCUUCUGAUGGUCUUCACUUCGACACUCGCAGGAUGUGGACACCAGUGUUCGUGGAAUGCAAGCAAGAGAGAACAAUCAGUGUAAGAAGGUGUGACCCACUCAACGACAUUCCGCAAAUAUUCUCCCCAGAACUUCUACAAUGCGUUAGUAUAUAUGACGUUCCGAGACAGUUCAAUGGCCUCAGACCGAACUGUGUUGGAAGCAAGACCAGCUGUACCCCGAGGAAAAUGGCCGUUGUAACAUUUACAUUCAGUGCACCAACCAGACGUACGCCGGGUAUGGUCAGUGUCCUCAAAACCGGAACUUCGACUUCGCCACGCAAAGUUGUAUGUUGCCGUCAGAAAAGUGUCCUCCAUGUGGAACAAACCAAACUGCAUGCACCGUAUAAUGAGAAACAAUUGGACUGGAAAGGGCGUGAUUUCGUGGCAAUGCUGUUUCAGAAAAGGAAGAUACAGUGCUAUUUGUGA